GUAUCUUAGCAGCAAUAAGAAAGUAAAAAAUGUGAGAAAUAAUAUUUCUCAUUAAAUGACUUAAUUCAAUGGCUUAAUUCUUCGAUAUCAAUUGUAUGUCAAUGAUAUGCAAUUCUCUCAAUACUCCUCCUUUUUAUUCGAGAAUAAAUUCUUAUCUUCCACCUGUUCAUACAUACGUGAACUAGGUGGGAUUAGUUUAUCGAAGAAUUGCCAUCAUGUGCUACGAUCCAACCAGAGAAUACGAUUUGGCAUGGCGGCAAAGAACCUGUUCUGUUUAGUUCACUUCAACUUGUUGUCACAAUAAGUAGUGAUUAUCAUGACUGGUUUUUUCACUUACGUAACUUAUUCCUAUCAAAGUGAAUAUUUUCUAUGAAUCGUAUCAGCCAGAGUCGUAGUGGAGUCAUCGUGAUUAAGAUUUCAAACAAAAUUAACGCCAAAGUUGAAUAGAAAUACGUGAAAAGGAGUGUAGGAUAUUAGAGUUUGGCAGUUGCGAUUAAACACCGGCCGAACGUAAACGAACGAAACGUAAACAAUCACCAUGGCAAAGGAAAUGAUGAUAGUAUUCGUUUUUGACACAUCAAGAUGUUGUAAAGAAGAAGAUGAUCCUGGAGAAGCAGUUAUGUACUUUCAUCCGGCAUGGGUAUCACCUACCCAAAGACUCGCUUUAGCAGGCCAAUUAAUGGGUAUUAAUCAAUUCUUAGCAACAUCAUUUUCUCCACCACAUUCAAUUUGCUUACAAGGUGGAAAAUUUGUUUUUAAAAAGUUUGGUCAAUAUAUUUUGGCAGUAGGAACGGACAGAAAUAUACAUGAUUGGGUUUUAGAAAGAAGAGCAAAUACCUUAGAAUCAAUAUUGACGUUUUUUCACUGCGAUCUCGUCAAAAUAUCCGAAUCUUUCAACAAUGAUAGAAACAAAUUUACUGAAAAGCUAUAUCAAAUGUUUGAAACUUAUUUACCAAUUCUUCAAUACAGUGCCAAUUUAUUUUCUAAUAUCCCUGUUAUUAAACUUCCAAAGAGUGCCAGUAAUAUAUUUUUGGAAGCAAUACAAAUUUUACAGUAUUGCCAAGAGACUAAUGGAAUAAUGGGUGGUGCUCUAUUUUACAAUAACAAGGUAGUUGCUACACAAUUAAGCGCAGAUUUAACUAAACAAAUAGUUAUCAUGGAUCCAUAUAGAAUAAAGGCGCCCGCAGAGAGAGUAGAUACAGAAUUUCAUUUGCCUGUAGGAGUUCAAUUGCUACGAGUAUACAUAAAAGAAAAACAAUAUACUGAAUUAAUGCAGGAGGCAAAUAACGAACGUUACUUCAAUUCUUAUUUGGAUUCUAUGGCACAGAAAUUGUCUUCUCAGAAAAAGAGCAUGCGUAAGAACAGUAUGAAAGAAGCACACAUGUCUGGACCAAAACGCGACAUGUCACGAAUUUUUACGGUACCUGAAGAAGGAGAGUUAGAACCAAUGCAUUGUAAUAAUGGUACGACCAGUAUUUCUUCUCUUCCUAUCACUGUGUAUAGUUCACCGGUGAAGUCUAAGCAAGAAUAUAAAAUAGAACCUAAUGAAUAUACGACAAAUCCACAAACACCAAGUGUAUGUUCUACGCCUCUGAAAGAUGUAAAUAGAGUGUUACAUGGAUCGGCAGUUUUAAUAUGCAAUAUGAACGAUAGUGCUGAUAUUUCGAGAGAAAAGCAAGAAGAAAAGCAAGAAGAAAAGCAAGAAGAAAAAGAAGAAAAAGAAUCGAAAGAGAUAAUGGAAGAAAAUAUGGAUGACAUUCCAGAUGUGGUCAAAGAAGCGCUUCGUUGUAAACAUUUAAAUAAACUAAAGAAUAAUCCUUCUGCCAGAAGAAAAUCAUGGAGAAGCAAAGAUCCGAUAAAAAAAAGCUUAAGCACAUCCGAUGUAGACAUUUGUUUGGAUAAAAUUUCAUCUGACAUUCCACUUAGAACGUAUACAUUAGGAUUACCAAAUUUAAAUAAAAAUGUGCAUGUUCAUUGCGACAUGGAUAUGUUGACUAGUAAAUUAUUGGCAGAAAAAAACAUUUUCCAUACGAUAACUGAUCCGUGUUAUCCAGUAUUUCGUUCCGAUGGAUUACCUGUUUCGCAAGCAUUAUACGAACAAUACAUAGCUUCGCAUUACGAGGAACUUCAAGAUAAUAGCGUAACAAUAAAUGAUUACAUAGACAAUCGUUUUCUUCAUUUACCCGAUUCAUUAGAAUCAUCGAAUAUAGCAUCUACUAAUGCAUGCAAUGAAAAUGCUAGCGGAGAUUUGAAGAAAGAUGAAAUUACUGCAAUUUGCAAUGCAAAAGUUGAUAACAAAAGUAAACAACAAGAAUUUAAUAGGAAAGGUAUGAGUUUACCUUUGAAACCGCUAAAUAUUUUGGAUAGUGAUGAUAAAUGUAAAUCCGAAUCUGAAUGUAAUAACGAAUUGAAUUGUUUGCAAAAAAGAAAAUUAGAAGGAUUACAAUUAACGCCUCUUAUGUCUAAAUUGACCUUACUUGCCGAUGAACGAACCAGUGGUUUUUGCAGCAAAGAAACAACACCUAGCGAAUUUCGUGAUAUAUUUGGAUUUUCUUCUACGACAAAUCAAUUAUUGAAACAAAAAUUAGAAGCGGUAAGUAAGAAGGAAACGGAUAAAGAGAAUGAAAGUAAAUCUGAUGAAAGUGAAUGCUUCGGUGCUACUAAAGAUGAAAGUAAUAUAGUACAAAUAGAAUUGUUCCUAUGUGGACAUCAAAAUAUGGUAUUGGUUUUAUUAAUGGAAAAUGGGACUGCUAACAAUCCAGACUUGAUACAUUCUCUUUGGCAGACUUGCAUAAAAACACUUGGACGACUCGAAUUUCAAUUACAACAAUGUUUAGAUCCACUUCCGUCAAACGAAAAUAAAGAAUUAUAUAGUAUUUUGAGCGUCGAUGCAGAAUGGGAUACGAUUAAUCGUUCUGGACUUUGGGGUGUCACAGAAUUAGAUAUCGUAUCGUGUCUUCACAAUAGAUUCAGACAAGCCAGUAAUCUUACCGACGUUAUCGUUCGGACCGAAGAUGCCGUCGUUUAUGGUAAUCAAUGUGGACAAAUAGAAGUGUUUUAUCAACAAGCAGUAGCUCCAAAUAUAUCAGGGGGCCUUCCAACGCCAGCAGAUCUAAUGGGAACUAUAUCUUUGAAAGCCAAACGUAGACUUGAAAGAGACCAUGGAAUUGUAUUACUUUAAACUUUUGUUUUUUUACUUAAUUAAUGAUUAAUCUUUAUUUAUUGACGUUAAAUAGAACUCUCUCUCUCUCUCUCUCUCUCUCAAAUUGAUUUUAUUAGACAUUAUGAGUAAAUUCAUCUGUCGAGUUAUUAACAUAUCCGAAACCUAGCUUAUUCAUAUAAAAAUUUAACGAGUGAUCUGAUCUAUAAUAAUAUUAUCGUUACAUAUUCACAACUAUGUACAGACCAUGAUAUAAUAUUUUGUGGAGAAAAAGAAAAUGAAAGGAAACAAAGGAAAAUAACAAAUUAACAGUAAUAUAUCUUGCUUAAAAAAAGUACUUCAAUAUUU
Molecule: messenger RNA, 3508 nt
Organism: Polistes dominula (European paper wasp)
Lineage: Eukaryota; Metazoa; Arthropoda; Insecta; Hymenoptera; Vespidae
Gene: HPS4
Product: Hermansky-Pudlak syndrome 4 protein
Biological process (GO): protein targeting; melanosome assembly; vesicle-mediated transport
Cellular component (GO): cytoplasmic vesicle; lysosomal membrane; BLOC-3 complex
Molecular function (GO): guanyl-nucleotide exchange factor activity; small GTPase binding
Source: RefSeq, a predicted model, not a curated record